UCCGACUUCCCGGUCCGGCUUCCUCCCAGACGGCGCAGACACUCGGCCAACUCCUGGAGGAACCCGAACCGCUCCAACAGAACCGACGCGUCGGACCUCCGGCCGGACCCGAGGCCUCCCAGAGCGGAGGAAACGACGGGAGCGAUGACCAAAACCCCCAGAACGCUGUCGUGGUCUGCGGACGACAGCGCGAAGAAUCCGGACGAAGAGGAAGGACGCGCACCUGCAGAGGAGGAGGAGGAGGAGAAGGAGGAGAAGACACGAGGCGAGAGGACACCGGACUUCUCGGUUCCGGUACCACCUGUCCAUGUACCCGCCGCUCCUGUGACCUCACGAGACAAUCCGGCGGCUUGGACCGCUAACGACCGACCGAUACCGGACCGCGGUGCGGCUGUCGGAGCCGGGUCCGAGUCGGAGGAGGAGAGUAAAAAAGCGGCUCUACGGUCGAAGGAGCGCCGGUGGGAGCCGGAGGAGGGCGAGGAGGCGGAGACGCGCGCCGUGGCCUCGUCACCGGACGGCCGCUUCCUGAAGUUCAACAUCGAGAUCGGACGAGGCUCGUUCAAAACGGUCAACAAAGGCCUGGACACCGAGACCACGGUGGAGGUGGCCUGGUGCGAACUGCAGACAGGCCGGGUGUCCAAGGUGGAGCGUCAGAGGUUCAGUGAGGAGGUGGAGAUGCUGAAGGGCCUGCAGCAUCCUAACAUCGUACGUUUCUAUGACUCCUGGAAGUCGACCCUGAAGGGCAACAAGUUCAUCGUUAUGGUGACGGAGCUGAUGACCUCUGGGACACUUAAAACUUACCUGAAGAGGUUUAAGGAGAUGAAGCUGAAGUUGUUGCGGCGUUGGAGUCAUCAGAUCCUGAAGGGACUUCACUUCCUGCACACCAGAACUCCGCCCAUCAUCCACCGCGACCUGAAGUGUGACAACAUCUUCAUCACGGGGCCCACAGGCUCUGUCAAGAUAGGAGACCUCGGCCUCGCCACACUCAAGAGCGCCUCCUUUGCCAAGAGUGUCAUAGGUACUCCAGAGUUCAUGGCUCCUGAGAUGUAUGAGGAGAGGUAUGAUGAGGCGGUGGAUGUCUAUGCUCUGGGCAUGUGUAUCCUGGAGAUGACCACGUCUGAGUAUCCCUACAGCGAGUGUCAGAACCCGGCGCAGAUCUACCGCAAAGUCACCAGUGGUACGAAGCCAGACAGUUUCUUCAAGGUAAAGCUUCCUGAGCUGAAGGAGAUCAUUGAGGGCUGCAUCCAGACCAGCAGCCAUGACAGGUACACCAUCCAGGACCUUCUGGACCACUCCUUUUUCCAGGAGAACAAUGGCGUCCACGUGGAGCUGGCCGAGGAGGAUGACGGUGCCAAAGGAGCCCUGAAGCUCUGGCUGAGGAUGGACGACACCAAGAAACUGCAAGGCAAAUACAAAGACAACAACGCCAUCGAGUUCCUGUUCGAGCUCUACAAGGACAUUCCUGAAGAGGUCGCCCAAGAGAUGGUGAUUUUAGGGUUCAUAUGUGAGGCUGACUAUAAGCUGGUUGCGAAGGCGAUCAGGGACCGAGUCACCGCCAUUAAGCGGCAGCGUGAGAAGAGGAGACGACUUGCAGAGGAAGCGUUGCGGUGUAGACAGGAAGCUGUCAUCGAAGAGGAGCCCGAGUCCGCACCCGAACCCUCUGUAGCUGCCAGACAAAAAGCUGCUGCUGCUGCCAUAAACUCUCCCCCUGUUUAUUCUGCCCCAACAGCCGAUCAGACUUCAGACUCUGUUUCAGUCCCACCCCCUGACCGGGUUCAAACCCUGCCCACAGCGACCAUCUCAGGGCCACAGGUGUCAUUACCAGUGCUGUCAUCAACCGGGACUCCAGUGGAUUCUGGGAAAUCCCCCUCCACCAAACCAGAAUUGGCAGAGAGAAAGAGAGAGAAAGAAUGGGAAGAGGAGGAAGAGCAGCAGAGGAAGCUGGUCACCAACCCUAAACACACCUCCUACUCUUCCGCUGCAUCGGAUUGUGAGACAGACGACUACCUCAGCUCCUCUGGUUUCCUGGAUACAUCUGAAGCACCACGCCGUUUUAUCAUCCCCACCUCAUCCUCCUCUGUCCCUGCCUCCUCCAGUCCCUUAGCCAAGGAAACUACGUGCUCUGAGACUCCACCCACUGAGGCCCAGCCAAUCCCUGCCCUUCGUUUCCCUGCGAGUAUCGCUGUCUCUCACAGUGCUGAGCACCAUCCCUCUGGAUCAGCUAGUGGCUUCUCUUCCCCUGUUGACAGCUACACCUCCGAUUUUACAUCAGGCUUGAGUGAUGGCAAUGACGGCCUAUCAGAGAACAGCAAAAAGGACAUGACCAAACGCUCAGCCAACAAAAUGUUCAGGAGAAGACCUAGACCCUGCCUUCAGAUUACAGGGCUGUCAGACUUGGUGGAUCGUGUGGUGGAGUGUCGGCUGCAGACUCAUAACAGCAAGAUGGUGACUUUUAAAUUUGACCUGGAUGGAGACAAUCCUGAGGACAUCGCUGCCAUCAUGGUGAAGAGUGAGUUCAUUCUCUCCUCAGAGAAAGAAAGAUUUAUCCACCGGCUGUGUGACAUCAUCAAGAGAGCAGAGCUGAUGAUGCAUCAGAUUCAGCCAAUCACUGCAGCCGAUACUGACGGGAUCCCCCCCCUCCCCACCCCAGACCUCCCUGCAUCGCAGGGACUUGUAAGAACUGUGUCAUCCUCUUCACUGCCAGGUUCUUCCCAGUCCUUCCACCCAGCCCACCCUACACACCCCCCCCCAGCCUCCCAUCCAGACUCAGUCUCCGCUGCUUCUCAUUACUCCCCCCUGACCCCCCCGAAUUCCACCGGUCACCUACCCCCUGGCCUACCUCAGGGUCUCAGCAACCCCAGCCUCUCCUCUCACUCCUUCAUGGAGGUGAAUCAAGGAACUCCUCCCUCCUCCCUCCCUUCCCAACCCCUCCUUCCUACUCCUCACUGGCCCUCGUCAGCCCCGCCCCCGCCCAUUUUCUCCCUGGCCAAUGUUCUCUCUCUUGCCAUGAGCGUUGCCCACACCUUCCUGCCCCCGCAAGAGCCCCCAGGCCAGGGCUUACAACCCCUCUCUGCUCCCCCUGCCCCCCCCAACAUCUCAAAAUCCCUGCCCCUCAGCCCCGCCCAUGGCUCCCUCUCCCCACCCAUCUCUCCAAUACCCCACCCUAAACUCCACCCCCCCUUCUCGAAGCCACGCCCAUCCCCUCUUUUCCCUCCCCACCUCCUCGCCAUGCCCCAGCCAGGCUAUCCCCUCAGCCAGCCUCCCCCUUCUCUUCCUCUCCCCUCUCAGCUCCAGAUAAUCCAUAAAAACCACCAGCAGGACACGCUGUCAGCAGGGCAGGCCCUCACCUCAGGGCUUUUGAAGGGGGAAUCAGGAAGUUCAGGUUCCUUUGUUCCUGAUGCAGUGAGUGGAUCUCAGGGUUCAGGCUCCUUCCUGUCCAAAGGAUGGUCCUCAAAUUGGACAGACAGCUCUGACAUCUCGGCCUCUUCCUCAGCUGUGCUAUCUACAUAUGAAGAGAAGGAACCACCAGUCAUGACAGUUGGUCGUUUUCAGGUCACGCCAACUAAAGAAGACCCCGCCUCCAAUGCCUCAAACCCCCUCCAGACUCUGCCCCCUGCUCACUCCUCCCCGCCCACUAGGAACAGCCAAUCAGAGACUAGCACAAAUGAGCAGGACCAAUCGGAGAACAGCAUCAGUGCGUCGCUUGGUUCCCUGCCCACUACCACUCUCACUGGGGCUCUUGGUUGCUAUGACAACCCCCUCCACAGGCCUGACAACUGUGAGAGGGCGGAGAAAAAAGGAGGGAGAGAGGAAAAAAAGAGGGAAGAGAAAGCUGGCGAGGAGGAGAAGAGACAGGGAGGAGAGAGGAGGCUCAGUGUGAUGCUGCGGGAGGGGAAACUGGGUAGCCCCAAUCCAAGCGGAUCCUGGAUGAGCCACUCCCGCGCCGCCUCCUAUGUCAGCUCUGAUGAAUCAGACAGCGAGGAUGAGGAAAUGUGGGAGGAGCUGCAAAAGCUGCGUGAAAGACACCUGUCGGAGGUUCACACUCUCCAGGCCAAUCAGAAGAGAGAGAUUGAGCAGCUCUAUGAGAGGAUGGGUAAAGUCCCACCCCCUGGUAUCGUCUCCCUGGCCGCCAUGCUUAACAACCGCCAGCGACGGCUCUCCAAGUCGGGGAACUACCCCCCCGCCCACAGAAACAGCCUGCAGAGAACAGAUAUACUGCCCCCGACAGGUAUCAUGCGUAAGAACUCUGUAAGCAGCAGUGGAUCUCAGGAGAGGUCAGGGAAGGGUGUGACCUUUGCCCCUGAACAUAGUCACAUGUGAAACGUCAACUCUGAAUGAGAAACAUCUGGUUGUCACUUCUCUAUAUCUCAUCCCUCCAUCCUGUGGUCACAGAGAUGGAGACAGGAAGGACCACAGUGGCCGGCUGAAGACAUCUUGAUGUUGCAUGGUUGAAGCUGUGUGUUGUGUUGUGUUUAGUGAAGGGGGGGGUCACCUAAACCCACCAGCAGCUUUUUGAACUCCUGCACUUCCAACUAAUGCACACGACACCGCCCUCCAUGAGGGAUCAAAUGGGAGGGGUUUAUUUAAUGGUAUUUUGGUGAGGCUGCGUGUGUUUAGAGCAUAGUGAGUGUGAGACUGGACAUCAGAGAGCUGGGUUAUGCUGCAGGAUUAGUUUGAGAAGAUUUUACGGACACUUUCAUACUUCUUUUCCUGCCAUGUAAAACAGUCUCCAUUGGCGUUCAUUUUAUCCGACAUGGACUCAGUUGCCCAGAGAUCCAGGUGUCAGGGAAGGAUGCAGCUACCAACUUUUCAUCCACCUUUCAUCAUCAGUUCCGUAACCUACAGAGGUCGUAGGAGCACGGCUGAUUGUGCUUCAGUAGGGGGAGACUUUUUAAAAAGUGCUUUGAACUAAGUUUUUUUCCCCCUGUUCAUGAAUUCAACCCGUUUUGCAGGCUGACACCAAGACUUUACGACACCAGAUGCGAGCUUUGCUUAGGUAUAUAUUUGACACAACACAACUAUCUCUGACACGGCUCUGGCUGUGACUCCAGUUUUCCCUUGUGUUUCUGUGUCUCCACCUCCCUCGUCUGUCUCUGUGUCUGUGGGCGUGGCUGUGGCGUGGGUUGUGGCUCUUCCUCUUUCUCCUCUGGUUCCUGCUUCACCUCUACACCUAUCUUCAAUCCACUCUGUGCAUAACUGUAGUCCACUCACUUCCGGGUUCUA
Molecule: messenger RNA, 5223 nt
Organism: Lampris incognitus (smalleye Pacific opah)
Lineage: Eukaryota; Metazoa; Chordata; Actinopteri; Lampriformes; Lampridae
Gene: wnk4b
Product: WNK lysine deficient protein kinase 4b
Exons: 22
Coding region: 145-4320 (1391 amino acids)
Biological process (GO): positive regulation of potassium ion import across plasma membrane; monoatomic ion homeostasis; negative regulation of sodium ion transport
Cellular component (GO): cytosol; cytoplasm
Molecular function (GO): chloride channel inhibitor activity; ATP binding; potassium channel inhibitor activity
Source: RefSeq, a predicted model, not a curated record